Messenger RNA from Mollisia scopiformis, 2562 nucleotides. RefSeq lists its product as uncharacterized. Bases 1 to 2562 code for a protein of 853 amino acids. Lineage: Eukaryota; Fungi; Ascomycota; Leotiomycetes; Helotiales; Mollisiaceae. The transcript has 8 exons. The record is from RefSeq and is a predicted model, not a curated record.
AUGACUUCAACAAACAUCAACACACCUCCCUCACAAGCGGAGACGAUUGCCAGACUUCUGCAGCUAGCAGAUCCAGCUGUUGUCCAAGAAUUGCUUGCAAGAAGUGCCACCGCUCCAAAAUAUGGUGAAGAAGGUAGUGUUCCACCACAGACGCCCAAAACAAGCAGAAACACAUCCCAAUCCUUCACACACGACUCAAGUAGUCCAGAAGACGAUGGACAUCUCUCGUCAAGUUCACAAUCUUGGGACGAGUCUCCUCGCCCAAAGAAAAAGGUCUCCAGCAAAAAACACUCACCCAGUCAAGCCAAAACACGCAAAGAAGAAGCCAGAAAAUCUUUCGUGACUCCCUUGACACCGUCGUCGACUCGCACUUCUCGAACUGCUUCCCUCUCAACUCCUUCUCGUCCGAAGAAAACGACGUCUUUACCAACUUCAAAACGAGCAUCACAGGCCCUGAACCACUCCCUUCAGGGACAUGCAAACGAUACAGAUGAUACCACUCUGCCUGAUGUGGAUGAGGAGACUUCGUUGAAGAGAUUUGUUGUCGGGCUAGACUACGGUACCACGUUCACAUCUGUUUCAUAUCUUUCUCAUCCUAUCGACGACGAUCACCCUCAGGCAUUUCCAAGCGAUAUCAAGGUGAUCAUGAACUGGCCUGAGGAUGGAAUGGGCGGUUUAAGAAGGCAGGUUCCAACGGAAGCCUGGUAUUCUUCGAUACCGAAACAGAGACCCGAAAUCGUCGAUCAAUUUGAGCUGCUCGACGACGAAGAGCAGACUGGGCCUCCAUCAAACAGCGACCACGCUUCAGCUUCCCAUUCACAUUCUCAUAACACCUCUGACAUGAGCAUGGAUGACAACCUCGACGAUGAAGAUUCUUCCAGAUACCUAUGGGGUUACGACGUACCCUACCAAAGGUUUACAGCAGGCACCACUCGAGAUGAACUCCGACUUAUCGCUCGUCCGAAGUUGAUGUUGGUCAGAUCAGAGCAUACUCGUGAAGAUCAAGCUCGCCUGAGACUUCGAUUGAGCUCACUUAUCGCUGGAGGUCUCAUACGCAAGUUCACCCACAAGGACACUGCAGAUCCAAGAGAUGUACAAGACGUCAUCACCGACUUUCUUGUUGAAGUCUUCAAUCACACCAAGCAACAACUUAUCGAGCUUGAGAACUACAGUCAGGAGUGUCCUAUCUCGUUUGUCUUGACCGUCCCCGUUAUCUGGAAUGCAAAGGCUUCUCGCGUCCUCCAGUAUGCGGUCGAGGCAGCCAUCCGAGGCUCCGGGUUUGGGACCCUUCAUCAUGGGAGUGUUGACAACCUGUUCAUCGUUACUGAGCCAGAGGCUGCUGCGACAUAUCUCCUUGGAAACUCACAUGAGAUGCUUGCUGGCGAAACCUUCAUUGUCCUAGACUGUGGUGGCGGGACUGUUGACUGUGUGACUUACACCGUCACAAGUAGUUAUCCUCUUCGGUUGAAGAGGGAAGUUGGGAAACCUUCUGGUGACAAUUGCGGGGCGAGCUAUCUCAACGAUUACUAUGAGAAGCAUCUCCUCAAGCGACUUGCCAAUGAGGACUACCUUGACACGAAUGGAGAGACGAGAGAGUCGAUUGUUAGACAUCUCGUGCCUAACUUCGAAAACCACGACAAGCGUAGCAAAGAUAUUUCUCGCAGACCAUGCAGCAGGAUCAAAAUCCCCGGCCUCCGAGGAGACCGAGAACGUGGUUUGUCAGGACCUGCUGCCAAAGGAUUCGACAACAACUUUCUUAUUCUCAACCCUGAUGACUACAACCAAAUUUUCAUGCCUCUACUAAGACGCGUAGGUCAUGUCCUUUGGUCGCAGAUUGAGACGGCUGUAACCAGGGGAAAGGAUAUCAAGAAAGUAUUCUUGAUUGGUGGUUUUGGCGCUUGUCCAUCAUUGAGAAGUUACUUGAAAGAUUUUCUCAGAGAUAGUGCAAGCGAGUUCAUGCUUAAGCAUGAAAUCAGUCUAAUUACAACCAAUGACCAAGAAAGCUUAACUGCGGUAUCCUCAGGCGCUGUCCUCCGUGCUCUUAACAAAGAAGGAGGUCCGGAGAGAAGAGCAAUUUGCAGCUACGGCUUUCUGCGCAUUCAGUAUUUUGAGCCCAAGAAAUUCAAAGGUCACCAGGGAGCAAAGCCAUUUCGAGAUCCCUUUGAUCAGGAUCUCUAUGUUGAAAGUGAGCGAUUGCUUUGCGAGGAGCUACUCUAUGUCUCCGAUCUACCGCUCGUCAUCGACGACGAGACUGAACAACCACUGAAGUCUAAUUAUCCACUCGACCAUUCUCACAACAGAGAUGCUCAAGUCGCAGGUCGCAUCAUAACCGACUUCACAUUCCUUCGCGAAGAAGGCAAAAUUCUGCCAAUCUACCCUGAAUCAGAUGAUGAGGGUGAAUUGAUUGGCAAAGCCCAUUAUGAAGUCACGUACGACCUGAUCGUUAUAGUCGAUGGGCGAAACUUGAAAUACGAAGCUAGAUAUCCUUCUGGGCAAAGCGGGAAAGCGCAAAAGAUUGCACAGAUCAGUCUCGCUGCUGGCUUCGUCCCUGGGACUGGCUGA